Molecule: messenger RNA, 1258 nt
Organism: Haliotis rubra (blacklip abalone)
Lineage: Eukaryota; Metazoa; Mollusca; Gastropoda; Lepetellida; Haliotidae
Product: band 7 protein AGAP004871-like
Exons: 9
Coding region: 50-1030 (326 amino acids)
Cellular component (GO): plasma membrane
Source: RefSeq, a predicted model, not a curated record
CUUUGUAUCGACCGGUGUGUGUACAUCACACAUUUAGUAAACUUCAUUCAUGUCGAACCGCGUUAGUCCUGAACUCGAAGACAUCAGCAACGUUAGCGACGCAACAUCCCCGCCGAACAGGAACACCGUCAUCGAGAGCGAUACAGCACAACUUAUGUCAUCGUCGGCACAAGUCCAUGCUAUAGAAAUGAGUUCCAGACCGAAAUCUGCAAAGAGCGAUGACUUUGUUAUCGGAGCGGAAGACAAUGAAGAAAGCCAAGGACCGUGCGGACUUCUCCUGACAGCGUUGUCCUAUUUUGUUGUCAUGAUCACGUUGCCUCUUUCACUGUGUGUCUGUAUCAAGGUUGUCCAAGAGUAUGAAAGAGCUGUGAUCUUCCGACUGGGUCGUCUAUUGUCUGGAGGAGCCAAGGGGCCAGGAAUAUUUUUUGUGCUGCCUUGCAUAGAACAGUACACCAAAGUGGAUUUAAGAACAAUAUCAUUUGACGUUCCCCCUCAAGAGGUGCUGACGCGAGACAGCGUGACAGUGUCAGUGGAUGCUGUUGUGUACUACAGAAUCUACAACCCAACCGUGUCAGUAGCCAAUGUUGAGAAUGCACCAAACUCCACACAGCUCCUGGCUCUACAGACAACCCUUCGUAAUGUUCUCGGCACGAAAAACUUGUCUGAGAUUCUGGCCGAGCGGGAACUAAUCAGCCACAGUAUGCAGUCUAUGCUGGAUGAGGCCACGGACAAAUGGGGGAUCAAGGUGGAAAGAGUGGAAAUUAAGGACGUCCGAUUGCCAGUCCAGCUCCAGAGAGCCAUGGCAGCCGAGGCUGAAGCUGCAAGAGAUGCCCGCGCCAAGGUGAUUGCUGCAGAGGGAGAACAAAAGGCAUCUCGGGCUCUUAAGGAAGCUGCAGACAUCAUGGUGGACUCGCCAGCAGCUCUUCAGCUCCGGUACCUCCAAACCCUCAGCUCGAUCUCAGCGGAGAAGAACUCGACCAUCAUAUUCCCCCUGCCGAUGGAUCUGCUGAAGAAUUUUAUAGCCAAAUGAUGCUGCAAUCUCCUGUCAACUGAUAUCAAAUCCCUCAUCCUAUUGGACACAAUUUCCUCAUAUUCAGGACUGUGAAGAUUGCUGGGAAUUGCCACCAUAUCUUUGUUGGAAUACACACAAUACUGUGUUCCAGGCUGAUAACUUGAAUUCUUCUUGGUCAAUAAGCACAAAGUAAAAUACAUAAACUUAACUUCAAUUUUGUUAGAAAUGUUUAAAAAUCUUUAUUUA